Molecule: messenger RNA, 2049 nt
Organism: Trifolium pratense (red clover)
Lineage: Eukaryota; Viridiplantae; Streptophyta; Magnoliopsida; Fabales; Fabaceae
Product: calmodulin-binding protein 60 B-like
Exons: 7
Coding region: 134-1711 (525 amino acids)
Biological process (GO): regulation of salicylic acid biosynthetic process
Cellular component (GO): nucleus
Molecular function (GO): DNA-binding transcription factor activity; calmodulin binding; sequence-specific DNA binding
Source: RefSeq, a predicted model, not a curated record
UAAUUAGAACUUAGUUGUGUUGAGGUAUCUAAUCUAUCAAUAUCAUUUUUAGAUCUAGCUAGGAAAAGUGAAUUAAACACUUUUCUUACAAAAUAAAAGGAAAGACAAAUUUAAUUGUAAUAUUUUGGAUGGUAUGGUAUCUAACAGAAAAUUUCACCAGGAGCACAAAGACACUGGUAAAAUUCCUAUUCCUAAUCAUGGGUCUAAAUGGAAUCAUGGUGUUGCAAAACAACCACCAAUCAGUGACCUUAGAUAUGUGAUAAACACUCUAAGGGCUAGUGGUAACGGUUCCAUCUACUUGGAAAAUUUCAUUAGAGGAGUGGUAAGAGAUGUGGUGGAAAGCAAAAUCCAAGAGCGCCUACUUUCAAGCAGUGAAAAGUUCAAUGAGGCUGGCAAAUCUGGAGCCAGAACCUUAGAGUUACAUUUUAUUAAUAAUAAGUUACCUGAUACAAUUUUUACUCAAUCUAAUAUAAUAGCAAAGGGUGAACCACCUCUCCAAGUUGCUCUAUUUGAUGUUGGAUCUAAGUCAAUAGUUAAUGAUGGUACCUUAUCUUCAACAAAGAUAGAGAUUUGUGCACUUGAUGGUGAAUUUGGAUCUUAUGGUGGCAGUGAAGAUUGGACUGAAACUGAAUUCAAUGAUAAUAUCUUGCGCGAAAGAGAUGGUAAAAGGCCAUUAUUGGUUGGUGACAAGAUUAUUACUCUUGAAAAGGGAGUUGCUUCCAUCUCUAAAAUUAUGUUUACUGAUAAUUCAAAAUGGUUAAGAGGCAAAAAGUUCAGGUUAGGGGUUAAAGCUAUGCAAAAUGGAGAAAACAUUAAGGAAGGUAGAAGUCAACCUUUUAGGGUCAAAGAUAACAGAGGAGAAUCCUACCAGAAACAUUACCCUCCAUACUUGAAUGAUGAUGUUUGGCGUUUGGAGAAAAUCGCUAAAGAUGGAGAAUUCCACAAGCGGCUCUCUAACCAUGGAAUUCACACUGUUAAGGAUCUCUUGAAGUUACUCAUAAUCAAUGAAUCUUCAUUACAUAAGAUAUUUGGCAAGAUUCCAAACAAGUCUUGGUUAGCAAUUAUCGAACAUGCCAAGAAUUGUAUCGUGGAUGAUUACAAGCUUUAUAGCUAUCUGGCAAAUGGGCAACAAAUAGCGCUGAUAUUCAAUGCCAUCUACAAACUUGUGGGAGUGACAAAUGAUGCACAAAAUUACUAUUUACCAGAGACUGUCACACCCAACCUGCAGAAUAUUGUAAAAAUUUUGAAGCAGGAUGCUUACAAAAAUGUGGAUAAUAAUUUGGAACCAAUCGAUGAAGCUAAAUUGAACUCUAUAAGCCUAGCAGCAUGUUUAAAAUCAGCAGCACAAUCCGACGCUCCAGUUCAAGGUCUACAAUAUACUGAUAUCUCUACAGCACAAGGUCAAAGAGAAACAGGACCAUGUGAUGCUCAGCCAUGUACCUCUACUUCAUAUGUUAAUGAAGGAAUGAAUAAUUGCCAAAUCAAUGUUGAUAAUUCAGUGGCAAACAUCGAAGAAAUACUGAAUUUCUUAAAUAACGUUUCAUUCGAUUUUUCUGAUGGAGCAGAGUGUAGCACCCGUGUUAAUUUCGUCAAUUCUGUUACGGAUAUAUCAAACAACGGGAAACCAAAAGCAGUAUGGCGUAAGAUUCGCGCUGUUAUCAAAUGGGGAAUAUCAGUGAGAAAGGUUGCAGCUGCAAAGAGGAGUUAUUAGACUCAAAUUGUUUCAUAUUAUCAAUGUUGAUGUCAAUUUCUAAGUACAAUGUGCCUAGUUAAUUAGUCCCAAGUCAAGGACAUAAGUUCCUUAGAUGUCUUAUAAUUAGUUGUGUGUUUUGUGAAGCUUACAUUGAUCAAUUUCAACCGCAGUGACGAGACGUGAAAGAUCGAGUCCUCCUGUACAAUAUUAUACUAGUGUUGAUGUUGUCUGUAAAAUAGUUUUUAUACAUAAUGUCUAUCAUCAUUCAAAGUUUACUAUGUUGGUAGUUUGUAUUUCAUGUAAAAUCAUUAUGUAACAAACACAGAUUAAUGUGAUAAUACAGUACUUGUAAUUUA